Molecule: messenger RNA, 600 nt
Organism: Kuraishia capsulata CBS 1993
Lineage: Eukaryota; Fungi; Ascomycota; Pichiomycetes; Pichiales; Pichiaceae
Exons: 1
Coding region: 1-600 (199 amino acids)
Source: RefSeq, a predicted model, not a curated record
AUGUUCGGUUCUCUACUACGCAAUCAAUUUCUUCAUUCUGGAGUUCAGUCCAGUUUCUUCACCGCAACCAGAUUGGGCACGACCUCAAGUGUUAGGCUUUCGCUUAAGCCAUCUCGAAUGAGCUUUGGCCAUCUACCCCGGAUACGAGUGCAACAGUCCAGCGCGCCCAAGUUGGGCCUUCUUUUGGGAGCUCUAGGCUGCUAUGGUGUUGGCUCUAUAGCCUCGUCGAAUUCGGUGAUUCACAAUGAUGUUGGCCUGAGACAGCAACCGGCAUUUGCUACCGACAUUCCAACACUCAAACCAGUCCACGAUAAGGCCUUUGGUGGGAAACUGGAUUACUCUCAAUUGACCAUGGGAAGCCUUUUCGGGUUCAUUAUUGGGGUUGUUAUUGGCAAAUUGAGCAGUGUUCUUGUUUUUGUGACAGUUUCCAGUUUCCUGACCUUUCAGUUCUUGAGGUCGAGAGGAAUCGUCACCAUGCCUGUCUCGAGGAUCGUUAAGCUAGGCACCAACAGAGUUGACGUUGGAAAACUGUUUUUUGAUCAACCCAGUUUCAACGUCAGUUUUUUCCUCGCCUUUGUAGUGGCUGCCUUCAAUGUCUGA